Messenger RNA from Phytophthora nicotianae INRA-310, 2334 nucleotides. RefSeq lists its product as hypothetical. The transcript has a single exon. The coding region runs from base 44 to 1687 and encodes 547 amino acids. Lineage: Eukaryota; Oomycota; Peronosporomycetes; Peronosporales; Peronosporaceae. The record is from RefSeq and is a predicted model, not a curated record. Gene Ontology annotation, molecular function: protein binding.
CGGAUCACCGUCUCAACUGCCACCAAUUGCGUAGCACUCGCCCAUGCGCCUGCUGCCAACGCGUUUCCAGCCACAGUCGCAGUCCUUCGUGCGAUGGCGGUCCGUUGUGGCUUCUCCGGACUGGCGACAAACUGUGGCAGAUUUUCAGCGCAAGGCGAAUGACACAAGUGUGUCAUUGACGACCAAAGACGUCGAGAAUGUCGUCCGCGUGUGCACGCAGAGCGAUCGGACUCGUGAGGCGUUAGACGCGAUCCGCAGAGGAGACAAGCGUGGAGUGGCUGCUCCGCUGAGCUCUCACGUUCAGAUCUGCUGCUCUUGGGCGCGCAAACGUCAAGCGGAUCGGGCGUUGGCCAUAAUGCCAGACCUUCGAGCCCGCUUUGGUGACCAGUUCCAAAUUGUUACGAAAAACCAGUCGAGCGUCUAUGAUCCGCUACUGUCGGUGUUUAAAUCGCAGGGAGAUUGGAGAAACACGCAUGCUGCCAUUGCACAGAUGCACGAGCUGGGCGUCACGCCUACGCUACGUGCGUUCCGAGUGCUCAUGUUGACAGCAGCGAAAGCUCGACGAAAGGAUUCAUUGAUAACUACAGUGGAGUUUGUGGAGAAGAAAUUCCCUGAUGUCUGGACGGAUGUGGCCACGCUUACAGCGAUGUGCCAAGCGCUUGUGGAUGUUGGCGAGUACCGACGGGUAAUGGAGAUUUACCGCAAGCUGGACGACGAAUGGGUUAACCAAGAGGCCAGCACGAUGCUGUUGAAUCAGUUUCUACUUGCUGCUGUUCGCAAUGGGAAUACUAACAACGAGAAGAAGCGAUCAAGCAAGAGCUUGUCGAAUUUUCAGCAAGCGAUGAGCAUCUUCGAUCGUAUGCGCGAGUCUCGGAAAGCCGCUCCUGACGACUUCACGUUUGCGACGUAUAUGAUGGAGCUGGAGAAACAUGGCAAGUGGACUCAAGUGCUGGAUCUAUUCAAUACAAUGUUAGACACCCAAGCACGCAAUCAGAACGUGCUAAGUAACGAUACGAAGAAACCAGUGAUCAAUGCUCUGUCUUGUUCCGCAGUGAUCCGAGCGCUACACAAGCUUCACGAAGCCAGUCAGGAGGAAAACAAUGCUGAAGACGAAGCUGGUGUUUCUUCAAACUCAACAAGGAAAUCGAAAUCUCAGCAGCGCAAGCUCAAGCAGGACUUGUUAGUCGUCCUCAAGCAGCUUCCAACUGUUGAUCUUCGCAAUAUCGGUCAUGCGUCGACGUUAAUUGAUACGCUGGACGAAUUCAAAUUAUUCACAGCAGCACGCCAGACAUUCAAGCGCGUACUGGACGAAGGGGUCAUUCAGAAGACUCCAUGGCGACUUAAAGACGGGUUUGAGAUCGAUUUGCACACUUUUUCUCGCGGUGUAGCCAAGUGUGCGGUCGUAUCUGCUUUCGACGAGAACACGCGCGCCCAACAAGGUAUCAGCGACGUCUCCCUUGCUGGCAAUGCACCACUACAGGAUCUUCGUAUUAUCACUGGCGUUGGAAGACGUAGCCAUACGUUUAUGAAGCCUGUACUGAAGCAAGAGAUCGUGGACUUGUUGACCAAGUCGUGCAGGCCACCGCUUUGGCCGUCUUCUCACCCGACCAACCCAGGCGUCUUGCUUGUACGUCAUAACGCUUUACGUAAAUGGCUCAAGAAAGGUGGGGCUAUUCGAUACUUUUAACGAAACAAACGUGGUCGUCCCCGUUAGUGCGAAGUAGUUUAUUCUGUCUCCUUGGUGCUGCUGCUACCGCUGUACGUACACGUAUCCUGCGGAUCAGAAACUUUCCGGAUGGCGUCCGUAAUGGCGAAGAAGUACGAGUGAAACUCGAUCUCUAAAUUGUCCAUAAACCACGAUUCCUCAUCAACCGCAUAUGGUAGUUUGUCUGCGGCUUCGAUGAAGGUCAUUGCGUCUAGUUCUUCAUAGGUGAGACCUGUCAUCUCGACGAACUUGCGAAUCCGAAAGUCCCGAGGGAUUUUCCCUACCGUAACACCAUCAGGAGACUUUACAGUCUCAGUGUCCACCACAUCUGCGUUGAGUUCCGAAUCCGACGUCAUACUCCGACGAUUCCAGUUGGCCGAUCCGAUAGUUAAGAACACGUCGUCGAUGAUCAUGAUUUUACUGUGGAUGUAGAUCUUCCGGUCCGGCCUCGUCGUGUAAAGUUUGAGUUUGUUCGGGCAUUUUGCUCGAAUGGGCUGGACCAUUUGGUACAGGUAUUUAAUGUAUCCUGCAUUCGUGAACGGCCCGGUUUCUUCGUUCGCAAUGACGAUAAGACGCUGGAUCUUGGGCAUCACUUCCAUAAUCGCGUCAAGAAGUUCCGGAACCAGUAC